AUAUCUCCUUACCAAGAGAUCCCAGUAGGGUUAGUUAAAUGGUGCUCAUAGUAAACUACUUUUCGAUGAAAAUAAUACACUAACUCAAUUCUGCCAUAUAUAGUUGAUUUAUCUCUUUGGGUAUUUUUUUUUCCUUUUACUAAGACCGUGCAUUAUUACAUGAUGUUCCUUAAUUGUCGUUGUAUUUUAUUACCUUACGAAUCUCAUUAAUGGGCUGGAGACUUUACUACAGUAUAAAAGCUGAAAGUGAAAACUUUCCACAAGUCAGUCUCAACCACCCCAAAGGGCAGGUAAAAGGUCAUUUCUUUUCAGGGGAGAUAGUCAACACUCGAUCGCUCUUGUGUUUGGGAGAUAGUAAACACAUGCCGGGAAUUUCAAUGGGUGUGUUGUGUUAGUUUGUGGCCAACUGCUGCGAAAGCUGCGAAUGUCUGCGAGCAUCUGUUAAAAGAGUUUUCUACCGACUGGAUUUCUUUUAACUAUCACAGGAAUUAUAGAGAGACGCUUAAAUAUUAUCUCCUUUUAUUGUUGACCUCCCCGUUGCAGAAUUUGUCACAUCAAUAAGAGCCAAAGCCAAAGCCAACGAAAGUUAAUUCAAGUUCGAAUCAAAAUUAAACAUGAACUUGAAGUUUUGAAGCUGUUUUUGUUAGAGAUAGAGGAAGAAAAAGCCAUUUUGAGUCCUUCGUGGUCAUAUCAUGUCAGGUUAAUGAGUCAAAAUAACUUUCAUGUAAAUUUUUUCUUUAGUUUUUAUCAGACGUCAGUUUGUUUCAAAUGCAUCCUCCAGAUACAUUUUGAUGCUGAUGUUACAAUCAACACGAGAAACGUCAACUUAAGCUAUGAGCCAGUCAGCAGCAAAAACAGUGCUGCAAAACAUUUUUACCUUUGCUACAAUUGUAGCUCAGGCAGAGACACCUGCUGUGACAUUGUGGAAUGAAGAGUCGGUGAUCAGAGCUUUACAGUGGGCAAGCUACUGCAGACAGCUUGCAGAUCGAUUGUGUGGUCGACAAUUAGCAAUUACACUUGAGGAACGACUUAAGGAAAUGUCUCAUCUUAUGGACAAUCAUUUCCUGUAUAAUCUGGACCUGCAGUUUCUUGCCCAAUCAGUUACUAUUCUUAUUGAGGCACUAGUUCACAAUCCCCACUUACCAGAAAAUCUCCUUCUUACUUUAAGGAAAACCUUAGAGAAGCAGUACAGUUCCUAUGUGUCAGUUUUGCAGCAGUGUUUAACUGCUUCUAGGAGUGAACUUCAGUUCUCCACUGCUGUGACAGUGCACAUGAAUAUCUUAAAGGACAGAAUGAAAAGCUGCACAGUAUCACACGAUGAUCCUAUGGUUAAAGAACAUGGGCGGCUACUCAUGGAGAAUCUCACUUUGUGGAUGGAAGCUGAUGGCUCCGAACGGUGUAAAAUACAGAUUGUCAAAAUUGCUAAGAGACUAAGCUGGUGUUCCACUGGUUGGAACAUCCUUCUGAUGCUUAUGGCAAUCGACAUGAGCAAGAUUGAGGAAUCCAAAAAAAAUCAUCUAGGUCAUGUGAUCAAUGUAAUUGUCAGCUGGUUCACUGAGGAAACCAGGGCCCUUGGUCCUGCAUGCCCUCUGUGGAGAGCAGAUCCAGUACUGUUAGCGAGUGUGGCUCAAAGAUGCACUUGUUUCUGUGAGUUUUACUUGUCAGCCUUGGAGCAGCAGAUGGAACUUCUGGAAGUCAGUUAUAGCUCACAAAGCACAUGUUUACAAUACCCAAAAGAAUGUUCCUAUUUUUGGAGGUCAAGGGAAAAGCCAGACAUCCCACUGUAUGCUGUAAUACUCCAGCAUUUUUUACAUUUGCUACAAACAGAAGAUGGGGUUGUUAAGAAGAAAGCUUUAGCUCUUGUGAGCUUAAAAACAAAGUGUUGUGUGUUUAGUGCCUGGACAGAUCUUGCCAAGGACCUCAUAAGGAAUCUUGCAUAUUGACAACAAUGAACGUCUGAUGGUCAACACUUGAUUGCUCUUCUGUUUGGGAGAUAGUAAACACAUGCCGGGAAUUUCAAUGGGUGUGUUUUGUUAGUUGUGGUCAACUGCUGCGAAAGCUGCAAAUGUCUGCGAACACAUAUGCUGGAUCAGUCAGUCUGGUCUUUUGACUGGUACCUGUUGUUGAGGGGAGCACGUGGAUAGAAGCAACAUCUGACGACCCAACACUCACGCCCGUUUUGGGGGAUAGUCAACAGGUCCUGCACAGAAUGACCAGUCACUCCUUAUGCUUAAACAAAAAUGUGUUAAGAAUUGUUAAGACUUCAGAUUACUGACAUAAGUUAAAUUUCAUAAUACAAAUUUAGAAGCAAUCUCCUCUAAGCAUUAAUUUGCUAAAUUCAAUAGUUUUAGUCAGUAUGCAAUGUAUCUUUUAUGUCCAUUAGGUAGCAUCUAAAAAUUAGGUGUUCUGCUUGUCAGGUUAAUAAAUGUUUCCAUUGCAAACAACUGUGCUGUUAGAAGCACUAAAUCCAAAGAUCUCUUUAUUGAAAUGCCAUAGGUUGUAUUUGGGUAUCAAAUAAAUACUGUAAGAUUGUAGUUCUAUACUCUAAUUUUCCUAUGUUUUAAAAUUGCAUUAGAAGCAAUGUCCACACAGCACAUUUUGUAUGAAAUUUUGUUUGAAUGUGAAGACAAAUAUUUGUUUCACUUUAGUAAGUUAAUAUACUCUAUAUCAUUAGUCAUAUUUAUUGCUUAUGUUUCAUGUAUCUGUCCAUCUGGUAAAUACUGAAGAGGGAUGGGUUGUGUUGUUAAUGAUGGUGUUUGUGAUCUGUGAUUUAAAUUUUACUGGUACACAGUUCAAAGGCUUUGACAGAUACUUACACACCUUUUUUUCCUAUGUCAAACUUCUUUUUCUUUAGUUUAGCCAGUCCACUAAUCUCUACAAAUGCAGCAUUUAUUUUAAGAGAUAAACAAAUUAUCAAAAUACAGUAAUUCUUUCAUAUAUAAUAGACAAAGAAACCUGAGUGAUGUCUAUAUGUCUGCUAAAUUACAAUUCUGUAUCUUAUUUAGAAAAAAAACAAGCCCUUUUCAAAGUUAAGUUAAACGGUGCUUAAAUCAUCAUCUUCCAUCUGUGCAUAGCCUUUUACUUAUAUAUACAUAUUUAUAGAUGGUUCCAUGUUUUAGAAUUUGUUUCUGCUUUAUAAAUAAUGUCAAAUAUA
This is a messenger RNA of Pomacea canaliculata, 3154 nucleotides long. RefSeq lists its product as uncharacterized. NCBI's taxonomy places the organism in Eukaryota, Metazoa, Mollusca, Gastropoda, Architaenioglossa, Ampullariidae. Bases 834 to 1943 code for a protein of 369 amino acids. The record is from RefSeq and is a predicted model, not a curated record. Gene Ontology annotation, biological process: interstrand cross-link repair. Gene Ontology annotation, cellular component: Fanconi anaemia nuclear complex. The transcript has 8 exons.